AUGGAGAAGUCCAGGAAAAAAUUUACUGAUCUCAUAGACAAGGCAAUAGCUACUGCUAACACAAUGGAUCGUGAUGAGCUGCUUUUUUCUUACAAGGGAAUUCUCUACCCUGUCACUUUUUGCAGUACUGAAGUUUUCAGAGCCAUGGAGUCCUUCGAAGCCAGAAGUGAUGAUGUUAUUUUGGCAGGAUACCCUAAAUCUGGCACAAACUGGGUAGGUCAAAUCUUAAAUGAUCUGAUAGCCAUAUUUCAAAUGAAAACACAGAAUAAAGAAAGCAAUGUGAAUGAUGAACUAGAAGAAUUCCCCUACCUCGAAAUUGGAGAUAUUGAUAAAUAUAAGAGAAUGGAAAAUUUACCUUCUCCAAGAUUUAUGUGUACUCAUCUGCUUCCUGAAAAUCUUCCCAGGUCUAUCUUCAAAAAUAAAGCCAAGAUAUUGUUGCUGGUUCGCAAUCCAAAAGACGUAGCUACAUCUUUCUAUCACUUUUGCAAUGCUAUGUCUCCUCUUCCCUCCUAUGAGACCUGGGAUGAUUUCUUUAUAGCUUUCAUGACAAAGAAAAUGCCCUGGGGAUCCUACUUUGAAUACCUUUCUGAAUGGAACAAAUAUGCUGCUGAUGAAAAUGUUAUGACAAUAACUUAUGAAGAGCUGAAAGAGAAUCCGGUCCUGGGUGUGGAAAAUAUAGCUGCUUUCUUUGGGAUUUCCCUGACUGAUGAAGAGCUUCAGAGUGUGGCAGAGAGGAGCAGCUUCAAGUCAAUGAAGAAGAACUCACAGAAGACUCAUGGGGCAUUUGGCAAUGUCCUCUUUCGCAAAGGUGGUGUAAAUGACUGGAAGAAUCUUUUCAGCGAAGAUCAGAAUGAGAAAAUGGACAAAACAUUUGAAGAACAUGUAGGAGGAACUAAACUGGGAACUAAGUUGAAGUAUGAAGUGUACUGUAAAGCCUGA
Colius striatus (speckled mousebird) is the source of this 939-nucleotide messenger RNA. It is a transcript of the gene SULT6B1, whose product is annotated as sulfotransferase family 6B member 1. The transcript has 7 exons. Gene Ontology annotation, molecular function: sulfotransferase activity. Bases 1 to 939 code for a protein of 312 amino acids. NCBI's taxonomy places the organism in Eukaryota, Metazoa, Chordata, Aves, Coliiformes, Coliidae. The record is from RefSeq and is a predicted model, not a curated record. Gene Ontology annotation, biological process: sulfation. Gene Ontology annotation, cellular component: cytoplasm.